AUGCUAGAAGAAAUUGUUCUAGUAGAUGAUGCCAGUGAAAGAGACUUUUUGAAAAGACCUCUGGAGAGUUACGUGAAAAAAUUAAAAGUACCAGUUCAUGUAAUUCGAAUGAAACAACGUUCUGGAUUGAUUAGAGCCAGGUUAAAAGGAGCCACUGUGUCCAAAGGCCAAGUGAUCACGUUCUUAGACGCUCACUGUGAGUGUACAGUGGGGUGGCUGGAGCUUCUCUUAGCCAGGAUCAAACAGGACAGGAAAACGGUGGUCUGUCCCAUCAUCGACGUGAUCAGUGAUGAUACUUUUGAAUACAUGGCGAGUUCUGAUAUGACCUAUGGGGGAUUCAAUUGGAAGCUCAGUUUUCGCUGGUACCCUGUUCCCCAGAGAGAAAUGGACAGAAGGAAAGGUGACCGGACUCUUCCUGUCAGAACGCCUACCAUGGCUGGAGGCCUGUUUUCAGUAGACAGAGAUUACUUCCAGGAGAUUGGAACAUACGAUGCUAGAAUGGAUAUCUGGGGAGGAGAAAACCUAGAAAUUUCCUUUAGGAUUUGGCAAUGGGGAGGCACCCUGGAGAUCGUUACUUGCUCACAUGUUGGACAUGUGUUUCGGAAAGCGACACCUUACACGUUUCCGGGAGACACAGGACAGAUUAUCAAUAAAAAUAACAGACGCCUCGCAGAAGUGUGGAUGGAUGAAUUCAAGAAUUUCUUCUAUAUAAUUUCUCCAGGUGUUACAAAGGUAGAUUAUGGAGAUAUAACAUCAAGACUUGGUCUAAGACACAAACUCCAGUGCAAACCUUUCUCUUGGUACCUAGAGAAUAUUUAUCCUGAUUCGCAGAUUCCACGUCACUAUUUCUCUUUGGGAGAGAUACGCAAUGUGGAAACAAAUCAAUGUCUUGAUAACAUGGCUAGAAAAGAGAAUGAAAAAGUUGGAAUCUUUAACUGUCAUGGUAUGGGAGGUAAUCAGGUUUUCUCUUACACUGCCAACAAAGAAAUUAGGACGUAUGACCUUUGCUUGGAUGUCUCCAAACUCAACGGCCCAGUCACAAUGCUCAAAUGCCAUCACCUAAAAGGCAACCAACUUUGGGAGUAUGAUCCCCUGAAACUGACCCUGCAGCAUGUGAACAGCAACCAGUGCCUGGACAAAGCCAUGGAGGAGGACAGCCAGGUGCCCAGCAUCAGAGACUGCAGCGGAGCCUGGUCCCAGCAGUGGCUUCUCCGCAACGUCACCCUUCUGGAAAUAUUCUGA
This is a messenger RNA of Pipistrellus nathusii (Nathusius's pipistrelle), 1242 nucleotides long. The record is from the annotation of a GenBank genome assembly. NCBI's taxonomy places the organism in Eukaryota, Metazoa, Chordata, Mammalia, Chiroptera, Vespertilionidae.